Molecule: messenger RNA, 1033 nt
Organism: Phascolarctos cinereus (koala)
Lineage: Eukaryota; Metazoa; Chordata; Mammalia; Diprotodontia; Phascolarctidae
Source: RefSeq, a predicted model, not a curated record
AUGACAAUAAGAAAGCUUGGCUUCAAUUUAAAGGAUAAUGGGAUAGGGAGCAGAAGGAUCUGCCUGGUGAAUGGUACUGGCCACUGUGCUGGGCAAGUGGAAAUCUACCACAAUGGCACCUGGGGCACAGUGUGUGAUGAUGCCUGGGACCUCUCUGAUGCCAAUGUGGUCUGCAGACAGCUGGGCUGUGGUGUGGCCCUUAGCACCGUGGGAUCUGCUCACUAUGGGGCAGAGUCUGUUCUCAUCUGGCUAGAUGAGCUGAGCUGCCCUGGAAAUGAGUCUGAGCUCUGGCAGUGCCCAUCUCAAAGCUGGGGCCAGCAUGACUGCAGACACAAGGAUGCUGGAGUUCUCUGCUCUGAGUUCACAGUUCUGAGGCUCGUCAGUGACACCCACAUCUGUGCUGGCUGGCUGCAAGUUUUCUACAAUGGAACAUGGAGACCUGUGUGUAGUAACUUCCUGAAGGAUCUUUCCCUCACAAUCGUAUGCAGGCAGUUGGAAUGUGGAGAUUCAGGUUGGCUGGAGAAUAAACAAGAACCCCAUGCAAGCUCUGAGUUUAGCUGGUUGGAUAAAAUUGAAUGCCAUAAACACUAUACGACCUCUUUGUGGCAGUGCUCAUCAGCUCCCUGGCAUCCACAUUCGUGUUCCCAAGAAGAUGAGGCCUGGAUCACCUGUACAGGACAGGCAAAGAAAAAACCAAAUGAAAACAGAGAGGGUGUCAACUGCUCAGCCUACCAAGAAUGCACAGGACUGUCCUGCAAAGCCCCAGGGACACAGUCACUGUGGUCACAAGGAGGAUGCAGCUGUGAAUUGCUCUGGUAUCCUGCUAUUUGCUCAGAAGGGAAAUACACUUUUUGUGGUCAUCAAUUUUGUCCUUGGAACUCUUCUCUGCCUCAUCUUAAUACUUCUGAGGGCUCUGAUGUGGAACAAGAAAAGAUCCUGCCUGGAUUCUAGACUGAAUGCACAUUCUUCUCCUGAGGUCGUCUGUGAGGAUGUUUCACACAUUGAGUUGGGGGAAGAGAAUGAAGAAAUGGAA